AUGGUACUUCCAGAAUCGCUCAAGUUUAUAGGAUCCACGCUAUCGUGGACAUUGAGAGCGGGCUGCUUGGCUCAUUUGAUCCACGAAUAUGUCUACGAGUUCACUGAAACACGAGGUGAGUCGAUGCUCCCUACAUUGCAAGCCCAGAACGACUACGUGCAUGCUUUUAAGAAACACAGAUUGGGGAGAGAUCUCAAUAUCGGAGACUGUAUUGUAGCCAUUAAGCCUAGCGACCCGGAGCAUAGAGUUUGCAAGAGAAUAACGGGAAUGCCUGGUGAUAUGAUAUUGGUGGAUCCCAGCUCUUCUUCCCCAUUGACCAAUUCGCACAAUGAAUGCAUAAGCAACGAUGGGUUUAACAAGUACAUACGGGUCCCGGAGGGCCACGUUUGGGUAACUGGUGACAACCUAUGCCACUCGCUAGACUCAAGGUCGUAUUCCGUGCUACCAAUGGCAUUAAUAAGAGGGAAGAUUGUAGCUGCUAACUCAUUGAACAAAGGCUUUAGAAAUCCUGAGACAGGCAAGUUCUGGUUCUGGAAUUUGAGGUGGAUAGAAAACUCUUUCGUGAGUGAAAAGAUAUAG
This is a messenger RNA of Dujonia railenensis, 579 nucleotides long. The record is from the annotation of a GenBank genome assembly. NCBI's taxonomy places the organism in Eukaryota, Fungi, Ascomycota, Pichiomycetes, Serinales, Debaryomycetaceae.